Contarinia nasturtii (swede midge) is the source of this 620-nucleotide messenger RNA. RefSeq names its product BTB/POZ domain-containing protein 9-like. The transcript is spliced from 3 exons. Gene Ontology annotation, biological process: circadian behavior; modulation of chemical synaptic transmission; adult locomotory behavior. The coding region runs from base 37 to 531 and encodes 164 amino acids. NCBI's taxonomy places the organism in Eukaryota, Metazoa, Arthropoda, Insecta, Diptera, Cecidomyiidae. The record is from RefSeq and is a predicted model, not a curated record.
UCUUACAAUUCGUUUGAUUUGGUUGAGUUACAAGCAAUGUACCUUCCAAAAUAUAACGUUGAAUUGAUUGACGGGUUUAUGAAACCUAAAUUCAACGUUGCAAAAUUUAGAUUUGAUUUUGGAAUCACAGUUAUUGAGGGUGGUGGCGGCAAUAAUAUGUUAAAUGACAAUCUCGAAGAUUUUACCUGUCACAUAAAAAAUUGUGGCUGCAUUAUGUUGCUAUUUAAUCAACCAUAUCAAAUUGACUCGAUUCGGAUGCUACUUGGAAAUGACAAAAACAAUUAUAACAAGUAUUCAUUCUUCAUUGAAACUUCCAUUGAUAAAGAAAAUUGGGAAAUGGCGAUUGAUAAACGAAGUGAGAGUCUUUCAGGGUGGCAAAUGUUCCAGUUCGAACCACGUCCAGCUUCAUUUAUUAAAAUAACUGGAACUCAAAAUGAAAAUGACUUUAUUUGUACCUAUUUCGAGUGUCCAUGCGAUCCAAACGUACCAAUUAUCAUGUUAAAGACGUCAAGUUUUCAAACAAAAAACUGAAAAUCUGUCAAAUAAGUUUAUGAAAAAAAAAAAAACUUUAUAUUUUGGAUUUCAAUUACAAAAUACUUCCACACAUAAAAUUAUACACA